GUUCUGCACGUGGCUGGAGUUCUCGCCUCUUUUUCAUCCACUGGGCUCACAGCGAUCGCUGCAGUUCCCCAGAUUCAGACACAGGGAGGGAUGGAUUGGCAGGGCGACCUCCCCCAUGACCACGCCUUCGUGGACUUUGGGUUCUCGGGCCUGCCUGGAGAUCUGGACAUCCAGCAGAUGCUUCGGGACACUGAGGAGAAGCUGAAGCUCAACGCCUGCUGCAUUGAGCAGUGCCUGAAGGAGCUGCAGGUGAAGCUGGGCGACUCCUGGACGGGGGACAAGGCCCCCACCCCCACCGACUGCCUGCAGUGGUUCAGCCCACGCAGGCUCAGCUUGCUGAAGGCCAACUGCACCGGGCACCAGGAGCUGCUGGACUUUCUCAGAGCCUUGCAACAUUAUUUAAGGACAGGGGCGGAGGGACGGGAGGAGAUGACCCUGCAGCUUCUGUUGAACAUCUCAUCCCAAUGCGGCGUGGCCUUCCCCAACCCCGCCCCCCUGACCGCCCAGCAGCUGGCCACGGGCUCCCCGGUGCACGCGGUGAGGGAGGAGGCGGCGCUGGAGGUGCAGGAGGCGUGGGAGGACGUCAGGCGCCUGCUGCGGCGCCACCUGCUGGACGAGCUGCAGAAGGCCGCGUGCUGGACGGGCGGGGCAUACAAGGAAAGGGGCGGGGGCGAUGUGGGUGAGGCGGACUUCCGGGUACACCAGCGCGUCCGGUGGCUGCAGCACCUCCUCUUCCUCUAUCCAGAGGCCGAGGUCCUGUCCCGGUACCAGGGUCUGCGGGCCAAGGCUGUGCAGGACCUCCUCCUGAGCGCCCAGGCCUCCAGCCCCGCGGAGCCCGGCUUCGACAGGCUGGCCGACAGCUUCCAGACGGCCGCCCCCGCCCUCCGCUGCAUGGUCAGGGAGGACCUGCACGUGCUCAACAGCGUGACGGAGAUGCCCUCCAUCCUGGCCUUCGUUAACCAGGCCCACCUGAGCAUGGUCUCUCAGGAGCUGUGUGGCGUCAUGGAGAAGCUGUGCGAGAACGCCUUGAAAGACAACGCCUCACACCCCAGCAAGGCCGGGAAGACCUCCACCAAGUCCAAGGCUGCAAUCGCUCCCCAGGAGCCCCCCAGGAGAGGGAGGAACUUCUGCCUGACCUCCCACCAGCUGAGGUGUCUGUCGCAGCUCAGCGGCACUCUCCUGGACCUCGAGGAGGGCGUGGAGGAGCUGGUGGCCGAGCUGGGCUUCCUGAGCUGCGCCGGGGAGGCCCCCUGCAGUGUGAGAGGGAUCCUGAAAAAGGUCAAAGAUGACCCAGAAACAGCCACGCGGGACAGCAGCAAAGCCAGCUCAGACAUGCUUCUCCAGGCCCCGGAGGCUUUGGCUCUGGAGUUUGAUUGGAGGUCAGCGUUCAGGGAGCUGGCCCAGCCUAUGGCGCACUGUCUGAAGGUGUUGCUGGAGGACGUGUGCACCAAAAGCCUGCAGCAGGAGGAGGGUGAGCGCGCCUCGGGCUCCGCCCUCAUCGCCCUGGACACCGUGCCCCGGGGCGAGGGGCCGUCCACGACCUGCCCAGAGACGGAGUCCCCAAAGAUGAUCGCCAAGUUCUGCGGUGACAUCAUCGAGGAGCUGGAUGCUCUGUUUCCCCUGGUGCUGGCGUGCCGGGAGGACUCUCUGCUGGACGUCAGGGCCAUCUUCGUGGAGGUCUGCGGCAGGGUGACGUCGGCCGUCCUGGGCCGGCUGGAGGAGAGGGCCGCAGAGGUGCCCCGCUCUGCGCCCCUGAAGAACCUUCCCACGCUGCUGGCCACGGCUGCCUGUGUUCACCAGCGGCUGAGCCAGUAUGAGGCCCAUCUGAAAGACUCUGUGAGAAUGCCCCUCUCUCUGCUGCCCAUCCAGAGGUACCACGAGCUGAUGGGGACGCUCCGCGACCACCUGACGGGCUACUGCACCCGGGUGUGCGCCACCUGCAUCCUGCACGACGCCGAAAGCCACCACUGGGGCGACCCCAAGCCUUUCUAUGAGGGGGAGAGGUGCUCCUUCUCCAUCCAGAUGUGGCACUACUUCCUGUCGGGCCUGCGCAGCGACCUGUGGGCCGCGCUCCCGCCCGGGCUGGCCCAGGACGUCCUGGCCCAGGUGCUGAGCGAGACGCUGGAGAUGCUGGUGCAGAGGUACUCCCAGGCCUGCCCCAGCUACAAAAGGAGCCAACAGAUGAGGGCUGACAUCACUGCUAUUCUGCUGUGUGUGGAGCAGCUGAUGUGGAGUGUUUGUGACAGCACUGAGGCCCUGCUCAGGCCUGACCCCAGCACAAGACCCUGGGUUUACUCCAUCCACAGCUUCUGCAACCAGCUGCUGGGAGUGCUGGUGGUUGUCACGGCACCCCUGCCAACCUUCUUCAGGACUUUUCACAAAGGUGCGGGUGAUAAGUCUUCCUCAUCAACAGCAGAGAUGUCACCUAGCAACCAGGUGUCACAGUGGCUACGCCUGAUCAACCCAGCCCUGUUUUCCCAAGAGUCUGUGCGGAUAUUAACAGCAGAUGAACUGGCUGCCCAGGGUCAGCUGCAACUCAUGGCCUCUCAGCCCAGCUGUAAUUAUCAGCUGCUGCUGCAAACCCUUCUGCACUCCGAGUGCCUCCUGCCCCGAGUUCUGCUGAGCGAUUCACACGACGAGGGUUCUGACUCCUCGGGGAGCUGCCACAAUGGCGACUCAUUCAUGGAGGCCAUGUUUUCAACGCUGUCCACUCUCAACAAUGUCCCUAAGGCCCUGGCUCUCGUUCUCGAAGGCUACCUUGACUCCAGACACUUAUGGGAUCAUUUGUAUAACCUAGCAGAUCCCGGGAGGGCAGAACCUAUGGUGAUGAGAUGUAUCAGAGCUGCAGUGACCAAGCCCAUCGGUGCCAUUGUGGGGCACCUGGUUGCCAUGGUGCAGGCGACAGAGGACCGCGCCACCUCCCUGCCCGGUCACGACAUCCCAGAGAGCGUGCUCAGUAAAGUCCCCAAGGAAUGGAAUUACACACCCCGAGACUCCAAAGCGAGGGACUCUGGCAAAAGUUGCAUCAAGCUGAUGAUGCGGGCUGUGUCCUUCGUCUUCACCAACCUGCCCGCGGUGGUGGUGUCCCUGCCCCUGCCCGUGCGCUACCUGUUCCACAUGGGCGAGAAUCACCUGACCCAUAAUGCCCGGCAGCUGAGGCCCACGGGCCUGCUGCUGUGGGGCUUCCUCAGCUGCCUCUGCCAGAGCUUGGAGGACGGCAACGCCCUGGAGCGGCUUGCCGGCCGCCCGUUGGACCGGGGCAGCAGGGAUAAGCUGGCACUGCUUGGCGAGUGCCUGCAGGUGGCCAUGGGCCUGCAGAAAGGUGUCCCCAAACCCACGGUGCACAAGGUGCUCCAGAACCUGGAGGAACGUCGACCCAAGUGGUGCUCCAUCCAGCUGCAGAAGGCCCGCAAGCUGUUCUCUGAGGGCGCGUUUCAGCCGGCGGAGAGCGGCGUGGCGCUGGAGAGAGGCAGCAGCGCCCCUGAACUGACUGAGCAGAAAAUAAGCCUGAUGGUCCUGGAGAUCUGCCACAAACCAGGUGGCGGCGGGUACCUGAGGCAAAUUUAUCACAUCAUCCAACUCAAUGAGGAGCUGCUGCGGUCCAGGCUGUCCACCACGUCAGGCUCUGAAGCGGGGACCUCUUGCGGAGCUGUGAAGGUGAGCCUGGGGCCCGUCGACCCUCGCAGCCCCGGGCCAGCCUUCAACCCCUUCACUCAGUUCAAUCACAUCGGCAGCAAGGACUUUGACCAGUCAACCAUAAGUGAGUGGGACUGGGACUGGCCCCAACUGCUGCCAACUUAUCAGGGAAUGAGUCAGGUGACCUUGAGAGCCCUACUGGCGAACAGGUGGGAGAUGCAGCAUGCCGCGGCACUUGAAGAUGAAGAGAAAGCUCUGGUGGAUCUCUUGCGGAAAGCAUACUUCAACAAGAGCCCGGGAUCAUAGAGCUCUGCCGGUGUCGAGCCGGAGCCGAGAGGAGCCUCACUGCCAGACGGCGGCAAACAUCUUCAAUUAAAAAUGUGCUUGAUUUAAACCACUUCCUCCUCAACUAGCUGUUUGAGAAAGUUUGAGAAAUAGAUUCAUUUGAGGUGAGAGGAAAACAGGGUAAACAUUCAAGUAAUAGGCCUGCACUUUUCAGGGUUUAUUUUUUUGUGGUUGGUUUUGAAGGAGAACUUUGAAUAGUCAGUAUUUUGUUUGCAGCUGCUCCAAGAGACAGAAUUAAUUCAACAGUUACUGUUUUGGAAGAAUUAGUGGGAAAGGUUGUGAUAUCAGUAAAUACACCUGAAGAGGAAAAAAUA
Megalops cyprinoides (Indo-Pacific tarpon) is the source of this 4295-nucleotide messenger RNA. Its product is annotated as KIAA0825 ortholog. Bases 91 to 3942 code for a protein of 1283 amino acids. The record is from RefSeq and is a predicted model, not a curated record. The transcript is spliced from 20 exons. NCBI's taxonomy places the organism in Eukaryota, Metazoa, Chordata, Actinopteri, Elopiformes, Megalopidae.